Messenger RNA from Funneliformis geosporum, 1401 nucleotides. The record is from the annotation of a GenBank genome assembly. Lineage: Eukaryota; Fungi; Glomeromycota; Glomeromycetes; Glomerales; Glomeraceae.
AUGAAUGUAAAAAACGGAAUCGGAACUAUAGGAACUAUAGAAACUGUGAAUGAGUUGGUUGCUGGAUCAAAGAAAGAGGGUUCUUAUUUACAAGCUGAUGAUGAUAAAGAUCCUGUAUCAACUGGUAACAUAAAUGGUUCAAAAAAGCGUAAUAGGAAGUCAUCUAAAGAAGAAGAAAAGUCCGACAUAUUAGAAAAAGUUGAAUAUCAGGAUGAACCGGCUGCAAAAAAAAGUAGGCAGAAGGAAACUAACAGUACUAAACGUACAUAUGUGUUGAAAUGGAAUUUAUAUGAGGAUUUGAAACAAAUAGUUGUGGAGUGGACCAUUGAUGAUACGAACAUAAGUGAUUCAUUUUUCCGUUUUAAGGGUUAUGCUGAAUCCAAAGCAGAUAGACGUGAAUUGACAUUCUCAAAGCAUCCUGGCGAAAUUCUCGCUCUUAAUUCUAUACUCCUUUUAGAGGAAAACUCUGUCCGUGUACACUUGGAUAUUUCAUCAGCCAUUCGCACAAAGAUUUUUGAGCAAAUGAGGGCAAUAUACCCGAGACACGAUUUGCCGAAAGUGGUUGAAGAAAUAUGUCGUCGAUGUGCUCGAAUUGCCCGAAAACAGACAAGAGAGGCUUUAGAAGAAGAAAUUGACAAUGCUUAUAAUGAUUUAAGGACGAACUUGAGUUCAUCCGAUAAAAAAUUGUUGAGAACUAGUCAGAAUGUUUGGAAUCACAUAGAAUUCGUGAACAAGUUUGAUAGUCCUCAAACAAUAGAAGAUACCCACAUACAUCAUUCAAUACAUCCUUUUUUACGUCCAUUUUUCCCCGACGGACCGGAUAGGACAAUUGAUUGGGCAAACAAGUUGUCGUUCGUAAGCGCAUCUAGGAAAACAAAUGGCGAUGACGAAGGUGAAAGACAUAAACCCGACUUCACAAUCACAGUUAAUAAAAGAAGUGGCAAAUUUGAAAUUGUAUUUGGGCUAUUCAAAUCGCCUUACAAAAGUAGCUCUCAUUUCGCAAAUGUUGAUUUAGUGGAUUUAGGAGUGUUAAUGAAAGACUCACUAGAUAACAUGUAUAAAGAGAAAUGUCUUGAAUUAGAUAUGACUGUAUUUGGAAUUCAUGCAUUUGGUUAUAAUGUCCGUAUAUAUGCUAUGGACCUUUCAUAUGAUGCUGUAUACAGAAUGUAUUUGAUAGGAGAAUUUGAAAUGCCAAAAAGUAAUAUUAGCCUGUGUUUGGUUGAAAAUGUGUUACAAGAAGUAGGAAAUUUGAAGAAUUUCGUAGAAGAAUAUAUUGAGAGACUUCCAUCCUACACCACUAAUAAUGACAACAUUAUAAAAACUCCAACCGAAAAGAUGAGAAUGAUUAGGAGAACGGUAGCAACUCCUCGCAAGGUAGAGUUGAAGUUAGGCAAUGUGUAA